AUGACAGCUCUGUUGACCCACCCAUCUGCAAAAGAUCCACUCGGAAGAUCGGCGGUGGGUCCUCCGGGCCCCGGUGAAGGAGCUGAAGAAGGACUCGGAGGAAGAGCACUUGGUGCAAGCGAUAUUGAAGGGGAUGGAGAUGGAGUUGCAGCUUCAGGAGCUGGAGCAGGUGCCAGAACUGGUGCCGGGGAGGGAGUUGGGGGUGCAACCGCCGGGGUAGGGCUGGCGGUGGGUGAGACAGUUGGGGCGGCGACUGGGGCUUGGGCUAUGCAUGAGGUGGCGAAAAGAGCCAAUAACAAGAAUACUGAUCGGGACAAUGUAGCGGAAGCCAUCUUGCUGAUUUGA
This is a messenger RNA of Lactuca saligna, 345 nucleotides long. The record is from the annotation of a GenBank genome assembly. NCBI's taxonomy places the organism in Eukaryota, Viridiplantae, Streptophyta, Magnoliopsida, Asterales, Asteraceae.